Molecule: messenger RNA, 1629 nt
Organism: Antrostomus carolinensis (chuck-will's-widow)
Lineage: Eukaryota; Metazoa; Chordata; Aves; Caprimulgiformes; Caprimulgidae
Gene: CCDC63
Product: coiled-coil domain containing 63
Exons: 10
Biological process (GO): cilium movement; outer dynein arm assembly
Cellular component (GO): axoneme
Source: RefSeq, a predicted model, not a curated record
CAGCGGAGAGGUCCCUCUUGGAAGCAGAAGUUUUCGGACUUGUCUGCGAAGGAGAAAGAAAAGCUGGCUGAAGCUGAGGUCAGGAGGCUGCAGAAGCAGUUCCGGAUAGCAGCGGAGAAGAGGAAAUCUUAUGGUGCCAAAGUGAAGCAGCAAAAACAGGCUCAGGAAAAAGAAAUAGAGUCGCUGUCGCAAGAACAUGCAGAGGUGUUGUUAAUGCUGAGCCAGAUCACGUCCCUGAGAAAUGCGAUGCUGGAUGACAGAAAUUGUCUGGAGGUCCAGUGCCUUUUGCAGACCAAACAGCAGUACAGUUCUCUGAUUCAAGACAGAAAAGCCUUGUUAACUGACCUGGACAACCAGAUAUUAGAGCUGGAAGAAAAGAUUGUGAGGCAAAACAAGAUCACAGUGAAGGUGAAACAAGCAAACAGUGCCGAACGGCUGCAAAAACAGAUCGAGACACUGGAGAUACGUCUAAACAACGUCACUGUCCAUUUCGAUACAAUCUUGACCAGAAAUAACACACUCCGAGAAGAGAUUGAAAACCUGCGAAUCCAGAAAGCCAUUUUGGACAAUGUCUACUUGAAGCUCCAUAAGAAGCUGAAUCAGCAGAGGAGAAGGAUGAACACUGCCGUUGAGCAAUCCACACAAGCCUACGAGCAGCGGAUGGAGGCUCUGGAAAGGAUUUCAGCCAUGAAUGAAAGGCACAGCAAAGACACCAUCCAGUAUAACGUCGAGCUGCAGGAACGGGACCGUGUCCUUGACCAGGAGACCAAACUGAAAACCUUCAUGCUCAUGAAAUUUGCAGAUCGCUCUGAAGUGGAGAAAGAGGCCAAAAAGAAAAAAGCCUUGAAGGCAGCCCAGCGGGCGAAGCGAAGCCAAGGGGAGAGCUUUGAGAGCCGGGAGGUGGCUUACAAACGUCUGCUGGAGCUGGCAGAGGACGGGGACAUCAACCGGCUGAUGAAUGGCUUCAUCGAAAAGGAGGGGAAGAACUUUGCCUGCUUCAGCUAUGCCACCGAGCUGAACAACGAGAUGGAGAUGAUGCAGCGGAGGAUCGAGGAUGUCCAGAAUGAAAUUAAGGCCUUCAUGAUGGACCAGGAUUAUGCAGAGAGCAGCAUCUUUCAUGUCCUGCAGGAGCUGGAGGAAAAACUAGUGGAAGCCACUGAGGAGGCCAACUGGUAUGAAGACAAAUGUAAAGAGAGCAGCAAAGUCCUGGGCCAGCUCAUAUCCAGCACAGAGACCCUGUUUAAAGAAACCAACUGUGAUGCUACAAAGAUAAUGAAAGGGAUCGGAGAAAACGGGCAGAUCACGGAUCUGAACCUGAUGCAGUUUUUCGGUCUCGUGGAGAAGAAAACCAACGAGCUCCUGCUGAUGGAGUCCAUCCUCUGCUACACAUCGGCUGAGGGCUUGCAAUCAAUCCAGCCCUUCACCAACCCACUGCUGGGCAGCACCGGGCUCCUCCGGGCGAUGGACCGCGCCCAGCUCUGCCCCUUGCCCCCCACCCUGGACUGCAUCGCCAUCGCCAUCGACGCCCUGGAGGUGCCUCUGGACCACAAUGAGCUGUGCCAGCUGAUUCUCCAGAGCCAGGAGCAGGAGCAGGGCAAUGUCACCGGCACGGGCAAGAAGGGGGAGUGA